This is a messenger RNA of Thlaspi arvense, 636 nucleotides long. The record is from the annotation of a GenBank genome assembly. NCBI's taxonomy places the organism in Eukaryota, Viridiplantae, Streptophyta, Magnoliopsida, Brassicales, Brassicaceae.
AUGGGUCUAAUCAGUAAAGAAGAAAUUAGCAAAACCAGAAGAUAUUCAUCUUCUCUCUGGAGAGGAAUCAAAACGAUCUUCGUUCUCUUCACUAUGCUCCUAUCUUUCAUCCUCUUCUCUGCUCCGAUAUUCCUCGCCGUCGCCGACGCCGUUCUUCCCUCCGCCAUCCUCUCCUCCUCGUCGUCAUCCUCCGAUCACCACCUUUCCCCUUCUAAUUUUCCGGCGACGGUUUCUUCUCACCUCAGCAACUACGAUUUCCGAUACUCUCUCAUCGAUAUACCUCUCAUCUCCAUCAUUAGAUCUGCCAUUAUACUCUGCGUUUACGGGCUCUGUGACGGACCAAAGUUAUCAAGGGGACCAUAUCUGUUAGUUACAAUGAUUUGCUCGAUUUCAUCUUUGAUCUACGUAUCGUUUAAGGCAGCGAUUGUGUUCGGCGACGGAGGAGGGAGUUUCCGAGCAGAGGAAGUGGCCCUCUUUGUCUGUUCGUCGGUCUUAGCCAUCGGUCACAUCGUUGUGGCGUACCGAACAAGUUGUAGAGAGAGAAGAAAACUCCUCGUCUUCAAAAUCGACAUCGAAUCCGUAAGUUUCCUCUCAACUUUUAAAUUUUCAUUAGAACCUUUAAUUUUUUUAUUCUAA